Messenger RNA from Suillus subalutaceus, 761 nucleotides. RefSeq lists its product as uncharacterized. The coding region runs from base 247 to 732 and encodes 161 amino acids. The record is from RefSeq and is a predicted model, not a curated record. The transcript is spliced from 3 exons. NCBI's taxonomy places the organism in Eukaryota, Fungi, Basidiomycota, Agaricomycetes, Boletales, Suillaceae.
CAUACAAUGACCGCAUCUGAGGUUCGCAGAUCUGAGGCCCUGUAUCUUCUAGAUCACAGUCAGACAGUGUCAAGCUGGACAGGGAUCUGACUGUGCCCAGACAGCGCUGAAACUCCCACUAUUUCAUUUGCUUGUGUCUUCUUCCAGCCAAGAAAUCAUUAAUAUCCGCAGACACUGGAAGUUUAAAAGCAAGACUCAUUGCUUGCUUAACAACCAUCGCAUCAACGCCCAAUCUACCAAACAGACAUGACCGAGUCAGCAACCACGUCAAACCUUCUGCCCACCGACUUUGUCGGGACCACUAUGGCCGGCGUGCAGAACGAGGAUGGCAAAUUUCGCAUAUACUUCCAGAACAAAGACUACCAGAUCUGUGAAAUGUCGUUGAACGAUCCGAACAGCACGUCCCACACCAUUCUCAAACUCACCACUGCUACUAUUCCCACUGCCCGUAUCAACACGCCCAUCGCAGCCUUGUCGUGGGACAACUUGCGACAGAUCCGGGUGUAUUAUAUCACUAUGAAUAGCCAUGUCCAGGAGAUUUCCUACACUCAGGGCGUUGGUUGGCACAAAGACUCGGAUUUAGGCAUUGCAAUUGACAACAGCAACUGCUUGUAUGCGCAGCGCCAACCCAAGGAGCCCUUCGUGAGGGUCGGGUUCCAGUCUUCUACGGCUCCCCAGACUAUCACAGAAGCUUGUUACUAUCAGGGCGGAUGGAAGAAUCGUAUACUGUAAAUUGGAAGAGGGUAUUAGUGUACAUUGAC